Molecule: messenger RNA, 3348 nt
Organism: Siniperca chuatsi (mandarin fish)
Lineage: Eukaryota; Metazoa; Chordata; Actinopteri; Centrarchiformes; Sinipercidae
Exons: 7
Coding region: 304-960 (218 amino acids)
Source: RefSeq, a predicted model, not a curated record
GUUGUCACGAGCUGAUGAUAUAAAGUAACCACGUGUCUCCUCAUCCUCCAUAUCCGGAAACGUUAACGUAGGAGAACAGUUCGUCUGUUCAGGUGAUAGUUAAGUCGUUCAGGUAACGUAAAGUGGGACAGUUCGCCUACAUGUCCGCGUCUCUCUGAUGCAAUGCACCCAACAAGUUGCUCUUCAGGAAAACUGCAUCCUCCCUCGCUCCUCCUCGUCCAUGCACUGUUGGAGAAGCUCAUGGUUCCUGGGAACAGCUGACAGAGAAUACACCUAUAGCACAAACACGUGAACAGGGAAAAGAUGAUCUGGAUCCUUCUGCUCGCCGGCCUGACCUCCUCCAUCUGUGGGGCGUUUGUUGUGAAAAGGACCUUCUAUCAGGCAGAGGAGGACGAUAACAUCACCAUCAGAUGGGACAGUCGCACCAAAACGGACAUGUCUUCCACCAACCUGGUUUGUUUUCUCCAGUCAGAGCCUCUGAAGCGUUUGUACGAACUUGUUAACAGCGUUGAGGUCCCAGAGUCUCAGCACCAGCAGUUUGCAGGACGGGUGCAGUGUGACAAAGACGCCCUCAGAGAAGGACGAAUCAGACUUCAUCUGUCCAGAGUCACGACUGAUGAUUCUGGACAUUACUGGUGUGAUCUGGCUGCUAAUUAUGACAAGAUCAUGAGACGAUGGGUGCUAGAGACCACUGAACGUUUUGUAUUGAACGUGGCCCAGACCAAUGAUGGAGAGAACAGUGACACACCAAAGCCUGAACUGGCACCUACUAAAGGUAGGUCAACAUGGUGCAGAACAUCCAUCAGGAAGCCCAGAAUGGAAAGCUCCAGUAUCACUGGUAGCUGUAGUUUUUGUAGCUCUAGUUUGGGCAAAUUGGACACAUCUGGCAGAAUGUGUUUGUGGAGAUCAACAACGAAAACAUCAAGACCAGGAUGGAUGCUACAUCGAGCUCCCGAUUGAGUUCGAGAACAAGGAGGAGUUAUUUACCAAGUGAGCUGAUUCAACUGGACUUACGUCCCCAUCCUAAACUGCUGCAGUGAGUGGACAUUUGGCAGCACGGACAGUCUUCUGUCUGUCGAUUGCUGCUACGAUAGUUUGGUUUCUUAGUGGUUGUAAAUACUUUCACCCCUAAUUCCAUUUUCCUCCUAAGUGACGUGUUCUGUCUGUCUAUCAAGUUCCUCCGCUCCAUUUCACUACUAUUGACAGCGCCACACCUAUAAUCGCAACAAUAAUACAGAAUCACCUUGAAAUAUUUGCCUAACUACUUAUAAAAUGUGAUGUACAUACAAGUCAAUUAAGUUACUGCAAGUCUCUGCAAGUUGAUUCUCAUACUGCACUGAAACAAGCUUGUGCUCCAUACUAGCACUUCUGAACGUUUUAGCCAAGUUACUAUUAAUCACACAUAUUUUAUUGCUUAUUAUUAUUAUUAUUAUUAUUAUUUUAUUUUAUUAAGUAUGCUGUAAUUGUAUAGACAUGAUUUUUUACAUAUUCUACUGUAUUUAUUUCAUAUAUUUAAUACAGAAUAUUUUAAGUACUUUAGGGCAUUUGUAUGCCUGUAUUACAGACAGUAGAGAGGUUAAAGGAAAUGAGAGAGCUGCAACCUGACUCCAAUAGGGGGUGUUUGGGGUUUGUGGUUGGUGUCUUAAACCCUAAACUAAGAGAAUACCCCAGGAUAUUUUUUAUAAAAGCGAUUUACUUCCUUCCAUGCAGCUGCUUGAAAUUUGAGACUGUGCACCACAGUUCCAGCCCCCACCUCUGACCAUGAUAUUUGGGUGUUCCCUGUAAACCUGGUUCUGUCCAAGGUUUUGGCCUCUUAAAGGAAGUUUUUCCUUGCCACUGUCGCCAAAUGCUUGCUCAUGGUGAGAUUUGUUGGGUCUCUGUAAUUAAUACUAUAAAGAGUACAGUCUAGACCUGCUCUAUAGGAAAAGCGCAUUGAUAUCUUCUGUUAUGAAUUGGCGCUAUAUAAAUAAAAUUGAAUUGUAAACAGGGUUGCAACACAAAAAAUUGUGACGAUUGAUGUUGAUGGGCUGUCAGAUUUGUUGAAAUCCACAGGGGGCACAAACCUGCAGGGCUUAGCUGCAGAACCCUUAAAUUCCUCAUCUGAAGCUUUCAUUUACUUUGUGUGUGUAUUAUUUUUGUUAUUUCUGCUUUUUAAAUUGUCUCUAAAACUACAGUAAAUGUUUUUAGUAUUCUGCAAAGCACUUUUUAACUCUGUGAAGCACUUAGUAACUUUGCUUUCAAACAUAAAAUAUCACACUAUUCUAUAUUUUUAUUUAUUCUACAAUAUGAAAGAAUAGUAUGCCUUACUAUGUUACUGUUUUAAGUUUUGAAACAUGGAUGGAUUGUGUUUUUAUCAGUGCGUUUUAUCACAAUCCCUCUUUUUUUUUUUUUUUUUUUUUUUUUGUCAAACUCAUGACAUUCCCAUCGUCAUUAGAAGCUCAUCUCGGUCAAACAUAUGGUUUAUGGCUGUGAGGUUUCUCUGCUACCUUUACACUUGCAUGCUGCCAUAGCAAUCUAUGCUGACAGUCCCAUGGGAAGAGAGGACGGAAGAAACCUUUUGAGCAAAAGCUCUCAAAAUACACUGGUAGAGGAAUGCACUGACAACAGAUGGAAGGUGAAGUGCCUACUAGUGGAAGUUGGGGCAAGAGGUUUUCCAGGCCAAUCACGAUGGAGGGCACCUCAUAUUCUUGAGAGUUAAAGGAGCACAAACGAAGGAAGAAGAUCUGACAUGGCUGGAGGCUGAGACAGUAUUGUUGUGGCUGACGAUAGAGGAGCAGUGGUUAAGCUAAUCUGGCUCAGAUCGGGCCUGAUAACCCGAGUGGAGCACCUUUGGAGAGUGUAGUGAGAAGCUCCAAAACACUCUAGAGGUACCUCAUCUGAGAAUGAGCCAGGAGCAGCCUGACUGUAUAUAGGUAAAAACUACAGUGGGAUAUUCUUAUUGUGAGAGUAGAACAUGUCUGCAGCACCCUUUUUGUUGGAGGUUAUCCCAGUAAUUGGCCACCAGCUGUUUCGACAUAACCCCAAUGACAUAACCCCUGCUUCGUCUUGGAGUGCAGUCUUAGAGCCCGGGCUUGCAUAACAUCCAGGUCUGCUAGCAUAGAUUUUGCUGCUGAUCCGUAUACGAUACUUCCGUCUUGAUCUUAUUAAGGCUACAUAAAUAUAUUUCAGAGAUGCAACAUCAGAUCCCCAUUCCAAUCCUUAUCAUUUUCUUAACUAUGUGUUCAACAUUUCUCCCUCUUUUCCACACAGCCCUGUCAUCUGCAAACAGUGUUCUUCCCAUAUCCAUUGGAAUAUUUACAAACAUAUCAUUUAUCAUAAUGGAAAAUAAAGUUGGACUUACUACACUUC